AUGGCAAAAUGGAAGCACACUCAUCUGUUCUUUCUUCUUCCUAUUUUAUUUCUUUUUACAUUUAUUUACCAUCUUGAAUCUUGGAACUCCAGCUCUACAUGGUCUUUUCUGAAAGGUACAUUUUUUGGAUAUAGGAAAACAUCCUCCUCAAGCAUUACUAUUGUAACAGCGUAUUGGAAUUUAGGAACAUUCCAAAAAGGAUUUAGUAAAACAUUCACCAAAAAUACAUAUCUUACUUGGGCAAAAACAUUCCAGUAUUUGACGAAUCCUUUAGUUGUUUACACAGACUGUGCAGAGUUCCGAGAUUUGAUGAAGAAGCUAAGAUCCGAAGGAAAAUUGAAUUACGAAACAGAAAUUUUUUUUGUCAAAAGAAAGACCUUAUGGCCUUUUCAGCUGGUGGAUAGAAUAAAAAAAGUAUUCACUCAACCGGGAUAUCCCAUACACUACCCAAAUACAGUUAAUCCCUUUUAUGCCGCAUCUCAACAUGCGAAAUAUGCAGUUAUGUCUGAUGCAGUGCAAAGGAAUUUGUUUAAUACACCGUGUUAUGCUUGGUUGGAUAUAGGAUAUUUUCGAGAUUUAGUAGGAAAUAAUGAAUCAUUCGAACUGAAAAUUCCACCAAAUUUCGACCAAAGCCGCGUAGCAGUUAACCUUGUUUUUAAUCAAAGUAUGGGAAUGGAUCCAUUUCGAAUAUUUCGGGGAAACAUAGUUUGGGUUGGCGGGGGGAUAAUCAUUGGAACAAGAAAAGUUGUCAUUGAAUUCGAAAAAUUGUAUCAUAAAGCUGUGUUGUAUUUUUUGGAGAAAAAUUUGAUGAAUACUGAUCAGCAGGUACUGUUUUCAAUGUAUACAAAUCAUGGACGAAGAACACUCAAACCAAAAAUCGAGCUUCAGUUAUAUAUUCCGAGAGGACAUGGAAAUAUUUGGUUUUAUCUGGGAUAUUUGUGUCGAGCAGUAGUGAAUCAAACAGAAAUAACAUAAUCCAUGUAAUCAGUGAUGUGAACAAAAGCUGAAAAUCUCUACAGUGAUGCCGCAGAAGUAAACAUCACAAUUACAAACUGUAUUAUUUAAUAAUAUUCUAGUGAAUUACCUACAAUUCGUGUUUCUUAGAAAAUAGAACUAAAGUUAAGAAUUCAUACAGUCCUGUUCAAAAAGAAAUAUAUUUUAUAUAUCUGAAAUACAAUUAAAAUUAUACUGUGCAUCA
Molecule: messenger RNA, 1198 nt
Organism: Saccostrea echinata
Lineage: Eukaryota; Metazoa; Mollusca; Bivalvia; Ostreida; Ostreidae
Exons: 2
Coding region: 1-975 (324 amino acids)
Source: RefSeq, a predicted model, not a curated record